UCUUCUCUCCCAGACGUCUCUCUUCUGUCACUCAAAUUGCAAACAAAGCUUUUCACUCCCAAUCCAAUCUUUCCCUCUCAAGCUUUCCAAUCAAACAAAAGUCUACUUUCAUGGUUGAUCAAGACUACGAGAUCCCGAGCUCUUUCGACCCAUUUGCCGACCCCGAAGUAGCCGACUCCGUCCCCUUCAGCGGCCGAGGCAAGGAGUACUGCAUCCACAUCCGGGUCCAGCAAAGGAAUGGGAAGAAGUGCCUGACCACGGUUCAGGGGUGUAACAAGGACUUGGACUUGGACAAGGUCCUCAAGAGUCUCAAGAAGGAGUUUUGUUGCAACGGCAAUGUGGUCCAAGACAAAGUGCUGGGGAAGAUAAUUCAGCUCCAAGGUGAUCAGCGCAAGAACGUCUCUAAGUACCUUGUCAAGGCUGAUAUUGUCAAGAAAGAACAUAUCAAGAUUCAUGGUUUUUGAAUCUUUUGGUUCAUCAUCUAUUAA
Molecule: messenger RNA, 488 nt
Organism: Morus notabilis
Lineage: Eukaryota; Viridiplantae; Streptophyta; Magnoliopsida; Rosales; Moraceae
Product: protein translation factor SUI1 homolog
Exons: 2
Coding region: 111-464 (117 amino acids)
Biological process (GO): translational initiation
Molecular function (GO): RNA binding; translation initiation factor activity
Source: RefSeq, a predicted model, not a curated record